AUGGGCUGUGGUGUUGGUUUUCUCAAAUUCCUCCUCAUCGGUCUCUGCGUUCUCUAUGGGGUAAUUGCAAUCGCCUUCUCCGCGGCCGGCAUCUACCUCAUUGUGCAAGUGCAGAAGGUACCUGAUCUUGGCGAUGCGGCAAAAUGGGCUCCUGGACUCUUAGUGGCCAUCGGAAUUUUCCUCGGAGUUGUUGCUACUUUUGGCUGUGCGGGCGCAGUGACGGGAAAUAGGUGCCUUCUUAUCAUUUUCGCCACAUCGACAAGUGCCAUACUGGCGGCAGCCUUUAUUUAUGGUUUAACGAUUUUGGUUGUUGGUACGCAGAUGACUAACUUAAUGCUGGAUGUCCUGAUUGAGGUUUUCAACAAUGAUCAGGAGGCAGCGAAAACCUGGUUGGGUGCGAUUGAAACUGCGGGCUGUGGCCUGCAGACCGCGAACAAGAUGCUGGAGUCCUCAAAGGCAAUUGGCGGAUGUUGCAUUGCCCUUGCGAUUGUUCAAGUCUUUGCGGUCAUUGGGGCAUAUAUGUUGAUGUCAAAGUCAGCCUCCUAUGAACGGGUUUAA
Molecule: messenger RNA, 558 nt
Organism: Dibothriocephalus latus
Lineage: Eukaryota; Metazoa; Platyhelminthes; Cestoda; Diphyllobothriidea; Diphyllobothriidae
Source: the annotation of a GenBank genome assembly